AUGGAGUCUGCUGGCAUUCAUGAAACCACUUACAACAGCAUCAUGAAGUGCGAUAUAGACAUUAGAAAGGAUCUUUAUGCCAACAACGUGCUGUCUGGAGGCACUACAAUGUACCCGGGUAUUGCAGACAGGAUGCAGAAGGAAAUAACUGCUCUGGCUCCCAGCACUAUGAAGAUCAAGAUCAUUGCUCCUCCUGAACGUAAGUACUCCGUCUGGAUUGGAGGCUCUAUUCUUGCCUCCCUGUCUACUUUCCAGCAGAUGUGGAUCAGCAAACAGGAAUAUGAUGAAGCUGGCCCAUCCAUUGUUCACCGCAAAUGCUUUUAAAUUGCUUUAUCUUUAUAUGUCUACUUAGUAUAUUACUGUGAAUGUAUUCAGGAAAAUACAUUCUUAUAAUUUCAUUCCAUAAAUCCUUCAUCAUAAUGACUCUAAUUAAUUGGAUACUGUGUAUUUUUUGGAAUAAAUUUUAAAUAUGCUAUGAAAUUGCUGCUCCUAUUUAAAAAAAAAAAAACAAACCACCAAACCAACCGGCAACUGCCUUUGUGGAGAUACCAUUACAGCUGGUUUGAAGCUCCAUCUUGUGACACGAAUUCGUUACUACACUAUACUGGGCUUCGUAGCAAACAAGUGAUACCUUUUGCUCAAUGAUACCAAUGCUAGGAAAUGCUAAACUAUCAGGCUGCACGUCGUCAAAGUUUAGCCUCAGUAAACACUUUAGUCUGCAAACAGAACCAGUCUUGAUUUUUCCAAAGUUUGGGCAGUACCAAAGGAGCGUCGCAUCUGUUCGAUAU
Messenger RNA from Pelecanus crispus (Dalmatian pelican), 788 nucleotides. The record is from RefSeq and is a predicted model, not a curated record. NCBI's taxonomy places the organism in Eukaryota, Metazoa, Chordata, Aves, Pelecaniformes, Pelecanidae.